This is a messenger RNA of Oryza sativa Japonica Group (Japanese rice), 1076 nucleotides long. Its product is annotated as protein MODIFIER OF SNC1 11. The record is from RefSeq and is a predicted model, not a curated record. Gene Ontology annotation, biological process: poly(A)+ mRNA export from nucleus. Gene Ontology annotation, cellular component: nucleus. Lineage: Eukaryota; Viridiplantae; Streptophyta; Magnoliopsida; Poales; Poaceae.
AACACAGAAAAAAAAUCGCGGAAAAGGAGAAAGAAACCAGGCGACUCUCGGCCGCACUCCGCCCACUGCGAGUCUGCGACGGUGCGACCUCUCUACCUCUCUCUCUAGUCUCUCCCCCCGACGAGAGCUCCCCCCUCGAUGGCGUCGCAGAGCACCAAGCCCGCGCAGGCCGCCGCCGAGCCGUCCCCGCCGGCGGCCACCGCAGCAGCGGGGGAGGCGCCGCCGGCUCCGAACCCCGCGUCGGCCGCCACGCCAGCCCAAAACCCUACCGCUGCCGCGGGGGCGGCCGCUGGCGGGGCCACGGAUCUGGAGAAGAAGAUGCGCCGCGCUGAGCGGUUCGGGACGGCCGUGGUGAUGUCCGAGGAGGAGAAGCGCAGCAGCCGCGCCGAGAGGUUUGGGACUGGAUCUUCAAAUGAAAAGGCGGAGGAACAAAAGAGGAAGUCCAGGGCUGAGAGAUUUGGCCUUGCCUCAUCUUCUGCUGACGAAGACGCUAAGAAAAAAGCUCGUUUAGAACGAUUUGGUCAGAGUACAAAUGUUGACAAGGGGGAAGAAGAGAAAAGAAAGGCACGAGCUCUUAGGUUUGCAGAAACAUCUAGUGGACCAUCUCAAGAAAAUGGCAAAGACAGCUCCAAGCCGACGCAGGACGCGGCCACUGUGGCAGGCACGGCAUAAUGGAAGCACUCCCUGCCUUUUGUGAGAUCUCGGACAUGGCCCUUACUUUUGGGGUGAAGCCGUAGUUUGUACAACACUAACGACAUCAGUGGCAUCAUGUUUUCUCCUAGCCAUGUUGAGUGCUAUUUACUGUGUUGACUUGCUUACGGUACUUCCCUAGCAGUGUAGCUUGACUUGCUGCUUGGUUUGGGAUAAUACUGUACUUUUGUUACCUCCCUCUUUUAAUGACCAUGGCUCCUUAGGUAUGUACCAGUAGUAACUUAUGUUGUUGUAGUUAGCUUUUAAGACGUUAUCGUAUUCUAAGUUUUAGAUGCUUCCUUCGUGUUACAAAAUGACAUACGCAACAAUGCCAAUGUCUUGGCAGCGGGGCAUGUGAAUAUCUGAUGAUGCAUUUCGUUAGUGCA